Saccharomycopsis crataegensis is the source of this 876-nucleotide messenger RNA. RefSeq names its product SDR family NAD(P)-dependent oxidoreductase. Gene Ontology annotation, cellular component: endoplasmic reticulum; lipid droplet. Bases 1 to 876 code for a protein of 291 amino acids. Lineage: Eukaryota; Fungi; Ascomycota; Saccharomycetes; Ascoideales; Saccharomycopsidaceae. The record is from RefSeq and is a predicted model, not a curated record. Gene Ontology annotation, molecular function: triacylglycerol lipase activity; acylglycerone-phosphate reductase (NADP+) activity. Gene Ontology annotation, biological process: triglyceride catabolic process; phosphatidic acid biosynthetic process. The transcript has a single exon.
AUGUCACAAAAAACUGCCCUUAUCACCGGUGCUGGUGGCGGCAUUGGAGCGGCCCUUUCUAAGAUUUACGCCAAAAACGGUUAUAAAGUGUUUGCCGUCGAUAUCAAGUUUCCUGAUGAAGUGAAAGCAGACUUCAAAGAACAAGAAAUCUCGAUCUUCCACACCGAUGUCACCAAGUCUGCAGAAAUCAAAGAUCUUAAGACCAAGCUUGUUGAGGAAUUCGGAUUGACGAAGUUGGACGUACUCUAUAAUAAUGCUGGUGUUAUUUCUGCAUUGCCUGCUACCGACUUCGGUGAUUCUGUUUUGGAUUACAUUAACGGGGUCAACUUCGUCGCUCCAAUUAAAAUGGUUAGAGAAUUCUCCAGGUUUGUUGUGAAGGCUAAGGGUACUAUUGUUUUUACCACCUCGGUCACCGGCUGGAUCCCUCUUACUUACAACUCUGUGUACGCCGCCACCAAGGCUGGUCUUGACCAAUACGCUCGUACUCUUAACAGUGAAUUGAAACCUUUGGGGGUCAAGGUCAUCAGUAUGGUAACUGGGGCUGUCGAUACUGGAAUUGGAAAACGUUCCGAGUUGCCAGAGGACAGUAUUUUUAAUACACCAGAAACCCUUGAAAAUAUUGAGUUCGAGAGAAGUUUGCUCAAGUUCGAGAAAGGAAUGGACCCUACAAUAUACGCCGAAAGAGCCUAUAUUCAACUUGACCGUGCUACCCUCAACACAUUUAGGCUCUUUGAAGGGAAGAGAGCUGGAUUAUACUAUUUCAUGUUCAAAUGGUUGCCAGUUCAGCUAAUGAACCAGUUCAUGCGUGACAGAUACAAGAACACCGGAAUUUACCCUUCGAUUUUAAAGAAAUUGGAGGCUGAAUCCGCUAAAUAA